UCUCUCUCCCUCCAUCUAUCUCUCUCUCUCAAUCUCUCUCUCUCUCUAGAUCAUUAUAUAUUGAAGAACAUGGCAAGAAAAAAUAGGAAAGACCCAACACAACACAACAAAGAAAUGGAAAACCUCCUCCUUCUCCUAUCUCUCUUUGCUCUCUUUCCUUCUCUCCAAGCUCUUCCAUGGAGUACCCAACGCAACAACAACCAACAACCCUACAACCUUAACAACUUCGAAGGCUCCUCUGACCUUGUCAACCUCGAAUACCACAUGGGUCCUGUCCUUGCUUCCCCUAUCAACCUUUACAUCAUUUGGUAUGGCCAUUGGAACCCUAACCACCAAGACAUCAUUAAAGAUUUCAUUUUCUCACUCUCUUCUCCUCCUCCUCCAUCCCAUCGUCCUUCCGUCGCCGAAUGGUGGCAAACGGUCGAGCUCUACUCCGACCAAACUGGCUCGAACAUCACCGGGACUAUCCGUCUCUCGGGUGAGUUCCACGACUCGUAUUACUCACAAGGCAACUACCUGACCCGUUUAGCCAUACAACAUGUCAUAAAAAACUCACUCACUCAAACUAAUCCAAGACCUUUGCCACUAAAUCCUUACACUGGCCUUUACUUAGUCCUCACCUCAUCAGAUGUCCAAGUUCAAGACUUUUGUAGGGCAGUGUGUGGAUUCCAUUACUUCACAUUCCCGGCGGUUGUUGGCGCGACGGUGCCGUAUGCUUGGGUCGGCGACAGCGGGAAGCAAUGCCCCGGCGUCUGCGCCUACCCGUUCGCACGACCGGAAGGGUCGGAGGCUCCGCCGCCGAGCAAGAUCAUGGGGGCGCCAAAUGGGGAUGUGGGGGUAGAUGGGAUGGUGAGUGUGAUAGGUCAUGAGUUAGCAGAGACAUCAAGCAAUCCGUUGGUGAAUGCUUGGUAUGCAGGAGAUGAUCCAAGGGCUCCAACGGAGAUAGCUGACUUGUGUGUGGGAUUGUAUGGGUCGGGUGGGGGAGGAGGGUAUGUUGGGAAUGUGUAUAAAGAUGAUUGGGGUAAUGGGUAUAAUUUGAAUGGUGUUAAGGGGAGGAAGUUCUUGGUUCAAUGGGUUUGGAAUCCUGUUCAAAGAAGGUGUUUUGGACCAAAUGCUUUGGAUUAAUCUUUUGAUUUUUGAUUGUUGUAUUUGGAUGAGCUUUUUAAGGUUGUUUUCAAUCAAUGUUUGAACUUUUUAGAA
Messenger RNA from Cucurbita pepo subsp. pepo (vegetable marrow), 1200 nucleotides. It is a transcript of the gene EXL7, whose product is annotated as EXORDIUM like 7. NCBI's taxonomy places the organism in Eukaryota, Viridiplantae, Streptophyta, Magnoliopsida, Cucurbitales, Cucurbitaceae. The record is from RefSeq and is a predicted model, not a curated record.